GGAAGAAUUUCAGGGGUUUUGCAAGCAGAAGCGUUUCACACGACUGAUGAUAUUCGCGCUGUAGGUGCUGUUUAUUUAGAUAGUCGUUUCGCUUCGAUUCUUGGUAUAUCUGACGAUUCGGCAAACAAUGAUGGACUGUCAUAGUUUGUUAUCAUGUAAAUGUUGGUAGUAAAGUUGCAAUUCACCUUAUUCCAGUGAAAGAUUGUAUGUUGUCUGCGCUCAAGUUCAUAUCUUGACACCAGCACGUUCAAACUUUCCAUUCAUUCCCUUCCUCCAGCAACAAUAACUUGGGACAAAUGGAACUCGCCCAGAAACGAAGGUCAACCGUACCACGGACAAUAACAACACAAUGUACACCAACAUCUGGACCGCACUCAUCACCCUCCUAGUUUCCCUCCUAGGUACCGUCAAUAGCCAGACGAUCACCAUCACCAAAACCAACAACCAAACCACUCCAUCCAACCCAGAAACAAUCUCUCAUUCUCCCCUCUGCACACUUCCCCACCUAUUCGAACAAUAUCGGAACAGCACAUGCACAUUAUCCUCGGUCUCAAGUCGGACAUGAAAGUGGUGUAAUGAUUGGUUUCCCCUUCUUGUCUGACCUCGAAGACUAACACCACACGA
Messenger RNA from Mollisia scopiformis, 624 nucleotides. RefSeq lists its product as uncharacterized. NCBI's taxonomy places the organism in Eukaryota, Fungi, Ascomycota, Leotiomycetes, Helotiales, Mollisiaceae. The record is from RefSeq and is a predicted model, not a curated record. The transcript has 3 exons. The coding region runs from base 350 to 565 and encodes 71 amino acids.